AUGCUCAUCCGCUUCAAAUGAACCGUCCCACGCUCGCCUCCUCGCGUUCUAUCUUCACGCAGGCUGAGGUGAACCGAGCUAAGGUUCAACCUUCCGCCGUCACUCGCGUGAAUCCCGCUCUUGCAGGUUGGUUGGCAGGCUCGAACACUCCUCAGGCUAGCCCCGCGACGCCUGCGACGCUCGCUGCGUCCACAAUGACCACGAUGUCAAAGAUACCUGCGAUGCCCGCGAAAACGAUUCCUGCUCGCUCUACCGCUCCGAAAGGAAUCGAUAAGGAUCUCGCCAGCUGGCUCACGCCCGCGCCUAACCCGGUUGCCGCUCCCCCCAAGGAGACUCCGAUCAGCCAUUCCUCUUCAACGGUACUUCUCACCAAGAUGGAUGGCCCCGAGACAUCGAGAGUCGCCACUGUCGGAAAUGUCAAAGCUAUUCCUCAGUCUAUCGCUCUGCCGCCUUCUCUGAAGCAAGAUGUUGAUGCCAAUCCUGAGACGACCGUCCAUUCGAAGCCCAGUGGCUUGGGAAAGAGCCUGCGGGUCGCUUACGAUGCAAAGGUCAUCAAGGAGCAGAACGACUCCAACUUGAACGCCCGAGCUUCCGCUCUUCUUGUCGAAGACGUUGAAUCGGCCACACAGUCGCAGUCUAACUACAAUGGACAGGCUUCUCGUAUUCUUGAGAGAGUUGACAUCGAGCAAGAUGCUGAAACCUCCGCCGCGAAGACUGAGGCCUCUGCUGUUGAACCAGAGCCAAAGUUUGGCACUGUCGAAUGGGCUCUGGCGCAACUCAACCGCGGUCUGGAGCUUCCUGGAUUUGAUGCGUUUCACGCUCGGAAGGCUCAGGUAUCCAAAAAUAAGCCCGGCGUUGUGUCCAUCACCGAUCAUCACUCUGGAAAAGGCAGCGGAGCCGCUGAC
Molecule: messenger RNA, 905 nt
Organism: Colletotrichum godetiae
Lineage: Eukaryota; Fungi; Ascomycota; Sordariomycetes; Glomerellales; Glomerellaceae
Exons: 3
Source: RefSeq, a predicted model, not a curated record